UGGUCAAGACUGACCUGUACUUAUUUUGAUGACGGAGUGUCCCCGGAUUUGUGUCCAGUAAUGAGAACACAUCGUAAUCUAUUUUAAUUUGCCUUUUUAUCUGUACAUCAGAGAUCGGAUCACUUAAAAGGACAAUAGUUAUGAUUCUAAAUUACGAAACAGAGGCUCAUUGAAGACGCACGAGGAGUGUAAGUUUUUAAUAUCCGUCAUGGUUGGUAGGAUGGCGGACUUCGUGCCAAGAAACGUUAAAGACGACACAAGAUAGCGCAUGGAAAUUCUUUGUUCAUUUGAUAACAUUUUUGUGAAUGAGAGUCCUCGGUGAUUACAGCGAGCAGCAGGAAAUAAGCAAUUCUAUAACUGUAUGUGUUAAAUCUGAAGACGCCACAGUAAAGAUGGAGACAGGGAUUUCUCAUACCCUGUGGACAUUGAACUUCCGGGAGACGCUACAAGGUUCAUCAGAUGAGUACCCGUGGAGAAUUGUCUGCCCUUACUUCCGGAUUUGAAUUGUUUGGCAUAUCAGAGUUAAAAUAGCCUUGAAGAAUUUGCGAUCAUCUACCACGAACAUUUAACAGAAUUGUAAUGUCAGGAUUUAAAUUAACGUUCUCAAUUACAACCUCUAAAAAAUGAUAUCCAGGGAAUUCCAAAGAUUAAAGCGUACGUUCCCGAGGUACAACAUUACCAAAUGUGACACAGCAGCUACCUAAAAUCGGAACUUAUUUUAAAGGAGAACCGGCGAAAUGUACAUUAAUGGCGAAAUAUUGACAAGAUAUUGUUGUCCCUCAAAUAUUCGGAUGAGAUUUGGGCGAUACUUUCGCUGGGUCUUUCGGAGACUUGGAAUAGCAGGGAUAUAUUUCUCAAUUGUUUAUUUCAUGAUCGUUUACAUUUUAUUGAUCUCGAUCGACAACAUGCUUCACAUUGAAGUUAAAACCUCACGUAAUGUUCCAAUUCUAACAACCGCUCCUGUGACCACGAUUUCAAUUCCUAUUUCUACUAUUUUCCCGUCGAAAACAUAUUACAUGGAAAUAAGUGAAUAUCCGAUGGUAUUUGAUGUUAAAUCAUUUGUUGUGGACACGAUACAAGGGAAUGAUUUAACAAACUAUACCGACAUUGAUCCCAUAAAUCCUAGACUUUUUACUUAUACUUAUAAAGCGCGGAAAUGCAAGUUUGACCAAAGUGUGAAACAUAAACUAUUAAUUCUUGUGAAAUCCGCCGCGGGAAAUCGAGAUUGGAGGCGGAAAAUCCGGAAAACUUGGGGAGCUGCUUUCCUAGAUGGUAAAUCAAUAAAGAUUGUGUUCCUCAUAGCAGCUACAGAAGAGGAGAUUCAAGUUUUCAUCGAUUACGAGGCUCGGAAAUUCCGAGAUAUCGUACAGGAAAAUUUCUUGGAUUCGUACAGAAAUAAUACUUACAAGACUAUUAUGGGAUAUAACUGGGCGAUGGAGUUUUGUCCAACCACGAGUUAUCUUCUCUUCAUUGACGAUGAUAUUCGUGUUGAUAUUGAAAAUCUGAUGACACACAUCGACGAUAUAUCAAGACAACCCCAGCACAUUAUCGAUAAUCUAUAUAUCGGUCUGUUGAUACCGUGCGGGGAACCUUACCGCGAUAACACGUCUAAAUGGUUUAUUUCUCACGAGGAAUACCCGUAUGACUUCUGGCCGCCAUAUUUAGCUGGGGGUGCAUUUCUUAUGUCCCGUUUAUCCGGACUUAAAUUUCAGCUGGCCAUUCCAUACGUAGCACCGGUCAGUAUUGACGAUUCUUACCUGGGAAUCGUGGCUAAGAAAUUAGACAUACGACCGAUAGAUAGCCUUCUGUACCACUCUAGUGGGAGGUAUUACACAAACCGGUCUUUAUUUCACCACAAAGGCAAAUCGAGUAGUAAACCUAUAGAACAAGACGAGUUAUCCCCCUUUACCUCAAACACAAAACUAUGCUUUAGUGGAAUAUAGGCAUUGUUUAAAGUGUCUUUAUUGGAAAAUGUUAAACAUGUGCUCUGCCAUGUUUUCAUC
Messenger RNA from Pecten maximus, 2003 nucleotides. RefSeq names its product beta-1,3-galactosyltransferase brn-like. The coding region runs from base 738 to 1943 and encodes 401 amino acids. The transcript has 2 exons. Gene Ontology annotation, molecular function: hexosyltransferase activity; UDP-glycosyltransferase activity. NCBI's taxonomy places the organism in Eukaryota, Metazoa, Mollusca, Bivalvia, Pectinida, Pectinidae. The record is from RefSeq and is a predicted model, not a curated record. Gene Ontology annotation, cellular component: membrane.